AAAAGUCAUAUCUCCUCCGGCAGUGGAUAAAGAACAUCGGACGAUCUUACAAUAAAGCCAGGUAAAACGGCGAUAGUAACUGCAGCAGCAUGAUAUCGUUGAGCGGCACUUUGCCGUUCUGCAUGGCGCUGCUAUUUUGCGUGGCCAUUACAUCAUGCAGAGAAAUAAGGGAUCGCCGCGACCUUGAGACGGCCGAGUCCAAACAUCACUUCGAGAAGGGUGGUGGUGAGGAACACCACUCCGACCACUUCCACCACCACGGGGACAAGGGUGACAAGGGCUACAAGUCACACCAUGACCACGAGAAGGGAGAGAAGGGCCACCACGACAAGGAGGGACACCAUGGUCACUAUCAUGACCACGAAGGUCACAAGAAACACCACCACCACGACGACGGCUACCACGCUGAGCACCACAAGGGCGAAAAGGGUGAGAAGGGUCACAAAUACGGUGAGAAGGGACACUAUGGAAAAGGGCACAGCACCAAGGGCCACCACGAAGUCAAGAAACUCGACGAGUACAAGAAGGACAAGGAGUUCCAUGACGAACACCACGACUCCGGUCACCACGAGAAGCAUGGCGGACAUCAUCACGAGCAUGGGCACAAGAAGGGCGGCCACCACAAGGGAGGCCACCACCACAGCGGCCAUCACGAGGACCACUACGGAAAGAAAGGACACCACGAAAAGGGAUCUCAUCACCAUGACCACAAGGGUCACAAGGGCGCCGGAGGUCACGACGAGCACCACCAUCACCACCAUGGAUACGGAAAGAAGGGAGGUCACGAGGACCACAAGAAAUGGGCUUUCAAAAAAGGACAUUAAAUCCUGCAAGAUCGUCACUACUUCGAAAUACCGCCAGCUGGUUACGGCGUUCCUAGGCGUCGACUACGCUGUCUUGCUAAGAGCGUGGCUUGUUGAGCAGUUGUUGUUGUUAGUCCUAAUUAAUUGUUAUUGUUGACUUAUUUAUAGAACAAUAAAACAAUCACUCUACCCGUAA
Messenger RNA from Neodiprion fabricii, 999 nucleotides. Its product is annotated as histidine-rich glycoprotein-like. Lineage: Eukaryota; Metazoa; Arthropoda; Insecta; Hymenoptera; Diprionidae. The transcript has a single exon. The record is from RefSeq and is a predicted model, not a curated record. Bases 90 to 824 code for a protein of 244 amino acids.